AUGUCAUAUCCAGUUAAAAACUCAGAUAUUGAGGGGCAACAUAUUGUUUAAUAAGUUACUCCAGUCUAACUUAGCAAAUUAAGACUAUUUUUAGCUGUAAUAAUAUAGAAAAAUUAGUUAGGUUGUUUUAUCAAUAAGUUCUGCAUUCAUUUUUGCCUUAGCAUUAAGAUAUUCAAGAAAAUUAUAUAAUGCUUUCUUGUUUACUUAAUGUUAAGAAGAAUCGAUUGCCACACAUUAUUUAAUAGAAACAGUUUCUGGUGAAUAAUUUGUAUGUGCCAAAAAAUUCAUUGACAAUAAACCAUAUUUCAUGUUUAGGUAUAAAAACUAACUAUAUGAGAAUGCUUAAAUACAGAUUUAAUGAAUAACUUAAAAGUUAUGAACCCAUAGAAUUUGAUGCAAAAGAAAAAGUCAUUUCUGAGAUUAUCAAAUCAAGAAAUACAUUAACUAGAGAACUUAAAAUUUAAUAUUUUGGAACUUGUUAACUUAAAAUUCCAAUAGAAUCAAUAUUUAUAUAUUCAUUACAUGCCUUUACAGGUCCAUUUAAUAUAUUAUAAUAUUUUGCUGUUGCCAUUUGGUUUGCUGAAAAAACAGUCCUCUAACCUAUAUUAAUAUUGAUUUUUACAGUCCUUACUGUCUAUUUGAAUUACUUUCUAUAUGUUAGAUCAAGAAGAAGAUUAUAAUAAUUAGCUAAUAUUCAUUAAGAUGUAACAAUCAAAGAAAUUGAUUAAUAUUAAAUUAUCAAUGGAUCUGACCUUGUUCCAGGAGAUCUAAUCAUUCUUAAAGAAAAUCAAACAUUAAAUUGUGAUUGUGCUAUCAUUUCUGGUGAUGUUAUAGUUAAUGAAGCCACUUUAACAGGUGAAGGCAUACCUAUUCCAAAAAGUGCAUUACCAAACUAAAAUUCUAUAUUUGAACUUGAAAAAAUGAGUUAACAUUGUUUAUUUGAGGGCACUAAAUUAAUACAAGUUAAUAACACAUAAGAAAAUAUUGCUAUUGUACUUAGAACAGGUUUUACAUCAUUAAGAGGAUAAUAUUUUAGAAAUGUACUUUUUCCCGAGGCACCAUCAAUGAGAUUCUAUAUUUAAGCAGCAAAAUUCAUUCUUGAAAUAGCUUUAAUUAUAGCUAUAAUAUACGGAUUUCUAUUGAUUGAAUAUGUUCCUAUGGAAUUCUAAACAGGUAUAUUAGUUCUAAGAUUUUUGGAUAAUAUAGUUUGGUCUAUUCCACCAUCAAUGCCUAUAUUUUUUUAAAUUUGUAAGACAGCUAGUUUGGUUAGACUUGAAGCAAAAGGUGUAAUUGGAAAUAAUGCAGAUAAAGUAGAAUCAGCAGGAAGGAUUGAUACUUGUUGUUUUGAUAAAACUGGAACUCUUACAACACUUGGAUUUAAAGCAAUAAAAGCAUUACCAGAAGAAGAGAAACCAAUUUUAGAUGCUAUAAUGGGAUGUUGUCAUCAUUUAAUAAAAUUGAAUGAUUAAUUAUUAGGAGAUCCAUUAGAAAUAGAAAUGCUUAAUUUUGUUGGUUGGUAAUGUAAUUUUAAUAAUAAUCCUUUGACUAUUGAUGGAAAUGGAAAAACAUAUACAAUUCAUAAAGUAUUUGAUUUUAGUUCAUAAAAAUCAAUGAUGAGUGUUAUAGUAACAGAUGGAUCUAAAUAUUAUUUAUAUUCAAAAGGUUCUCCAGAAUCAAUUAAUUCUAUUUCUGUAAAGAAGAGAGAAGAUUUACUAAAUGAAUUUAAUUAGAAUGCUAUAAAAGGAUACAGAGUAUUAGGAUUAGCAUAUAAAGAAUUAUAAUAAAAUUAAAUAGAUUAAUAAAGAGAGUAGAUUGAGUAAUAAUUAAAUUUUGUUGGUCUUUUAGUUAUGGAAAAUCCAUUAAAAUCAGAUACAAAUGAGAUUAUAACAACUUUAAAAGAAACUGGAUUAGAUAUAAAAGUAAUUUCAGGAGAUAAUCCAUUAACAACUAUCUAAUGUGCGAAAUUAGCUGGUAUUUUGAAUUAAGAUAAUGAAAUUACAUUUUUAGAUUAUAAUUAAUAGAAUUAAGAAAUAAUUUUAUAAUGCAACAAUAAUUAAUAAAUAAUAAAAGAAUAAUAAUAAAAUUGUGUUUAAGAAUUAGAAUAAUUUAUAAAUACUUAAUAAGAAUUGGCUUUGACUGGUAAAUUUUUGGAAUAUAUGUAUAAUAAAGUUAAUUUUUUAUUUGAAUAAUAAGACCAAUUUAAGAGUUCAGGAAAAGCUUAGAGUAAGGAAAAGAUUUUUACAGAAAUAAAUUAAAUUGAUAUUGAUGAUGGAUCAUUUGGAUAAUUAGCAAUAUUAAUAAUAAAGAAAAGUAAGGUUUUUGCAAGAUAGAAACCAGAAUAGAAGAAACUUAUAAUUUAAAUGAUUUAAAGUUUUGGAAGAUAAGUGUUAAUGUGUGGUGAUGGAGCUAAUGAUUGUGUAUUAAAAUAAAUUAAUUAAUUUAGUCAGCAAUUUCAUAAGCUUAAGUAGGAAUAUCAUUUAGUGAAGCUGACGCAUCUUAUACAGCACCUUUUAGUAGUAAAUCAACUUCAUUAGAUUGUGUUGUAAAGGUAUUAUUAUAAGGUAAAGCAGCUACAAUGACAAUUAUUGAAGUCUUCUAAUAUUAAAUUAGUGUUAAUACAUUAAAAUUUAUUGCUGUUUUAUUUACAUUUUUAGAGGCAGAAACUUUUGCAGAUUUUUAAUUUACUUAUACAAGCAUUAUAUCAAACAUUCCUUUAUUGAUAUUCUUAUGUUUAUCUGGUCCAUGUGAUACUUUAGCUAAAUAUAAUCCAUUAGAUGAUCAAUUUGCCAUUUAUAAUUAAAUUUAAAUAUAUAAUAAUUUAAUUUGGGGAUCAGCUGGGUAUCAUAUAUAUAUAUAUUAUUUUUAUUAGAUUAAUUAUUAACUUUUUUAUAUCUCAAGCAGUCAGAGAUGUUCAUACUUGUGAAUUAGAUGAACCUAUACUUAAUUGUAUACCAAAACCUAUUGAAGAAUUAAAAAAGACUGGAGAUAUUUAAUCUGUUAUGUUUAUGAGUUUAAUGUUCUUCUUUAUGACAUUUGCAAUCAAUCUCUAUAUCUCUAAUCCAUUUAAAUAAAGAUACUAUAGAAACUAUUUAUUACUCUUAUGGACAACAUUAGGAUUUAUUUUAUUUUUUGUCUCAGCUAUAUUUCCAAAUGGAGGAAAAUGGGCUAAAUUAAUAAAUGUUAAUACUAAUGCGUAUCAUUUCAUUUUUAUUAUCUUUUAGUUUUAAAGGCUAUAAUUGGAUCAUGAUAGCUGUUGUUGUUAUUACCUCAUUAUUUGGAUUCAUUACGCAAGCUUUAUUACAAAAGUAUCUUCCUUCAAAAAAGAAAAUAGAAUUUUGA
Molecule: messenger RNA, 3339 nt
Organism: Paramecium sonneborni
Lineage: Eukaryota; Ciliophora; Oligohymenophorea; Peniculida; Parameciidae
Source: the annotation of a GenBank genome assembly